GGCCGGUGUACCCGAGAGAACUGCAAAUAUCUCCACCCUCCCCCACAUUUAAAAACACAACUUGAAAUAAAUGGACGCAACAACCUGAUCCAGCAGAAGACGGCCGCAGCCAUGUUUGCUCAGCAAAUGCAGUUCAUGCUCCCAGGCGCGCAACUACAGCCGAUUACAACAUUUCCUGUGACUCCAUCGCUUGCAACAAGCCCCACGAUGGCUUUUAGUCCCUACCUGAGUCAUGUAUCUCCUGGGAUGGGCUUGGUUCCUGCAGAGCUUUUACCAAAUACUCCUGUUCUGGUUUCUGGAAAUCCUACUGUUACAGUACCAGGAGGCUCUGCUGGGCAGAAACUGAUGCGUACGGAUAAACUGGAG
Cariama cristata (Red-legged seriema) is the source of this 366-nucleotide messenger RNA. RefSeq names its product muscleblind-like protein 3. The record is from RefSeq and is a predicted model, not a curated record. The annotation marks the transcript as partial. The transcript has 2 exons. Gene Ontology annotation, molecular function: metal ion binding. Lineage: Eukaryota; Metazoa; Chordata; Aves; Cariamiformes; Cariamidae.